AUGCUCUUUCAGCAGCUUCAGAAACGAAACAUUGACCCCAUCUUCAUCAAAGCUGCCAUCUGUAAUUUUGCCGACAGCAUCAUAAACAUCAGUAGCAUCUCCUCUGCUCCUCCAGAGACACAGCAGCAUCUCCUCUGCUCCUCCAAUCACAGCAGCAUCUCCUCUGCUCCUCCAAUCACAGUAGCAUCUCUUCUGCUCCUCCAAUCACAGCAGCAUCUCCUCUGCUCCUCCAAUCACAGCAGCAUCUCCUCUGCUCCUCCAAUCACAGCAGCAUCUCCUCUGCUCCUCCAAUCACAGUAG
Molecule: messenger RNA, 300 nt
Organism: Knipowitschia caucasica
Lineage: Eukaryota; Metazoa; Chordata; Actinopteri; Gobiiformes; Gobiidae
Source: the annotation of a GenBank genome assembly